AGUUCUUUAAACAUAACUAAUGUUCUGUCUCAUUGUUCGCUGUGAAGGACCUGAUGGUUGGGCAACGGUUGCUGGAGCAUGUGGCGGAAGAGCCCAGUCUCCAAUUAAUAUUAUGACGAGAAGAACUCUACCAGAUGGACGCCUUACACCAUUUACAUUCACUGGGUACCAAGAGGCCUUCCACAGUAUCAUCACAAACAAUGGUCACACUGGUAAGUUUCUAUAUAGACGCUGCAUUACAUUUACAGUACAAUGUCCCCCUGCUAAUGAUACAGUAUAUCAGCAUGGUGUAUUGUAGUUGUAUUGAACACGAAUAGCAAGGCCUAUUCACCCUUUCAAUGCCUUGAUAUUUCACAGAUCUGAUCUAAACUCAAAGCUUCAUAACAUAGACUGAACAAUACAAUAGUACGGUACAUGUAAGGUCCAAGGACUCCACAUAUCUGCUCUUACAUGGACUAAAGCGUUCAUCUUUCUGCAGUUCAAGUGGACCUGCCUUCCACAGCGAAGGUUCAGGGUGGAGAUCUGGCGGUGCCAUAUAAGGCAGUACAACUCCACCUGCACUGGGGCAAGGAUGGAGGCCCUGGAUCAGAACAUACCAUAGAUGGAGAACAAUAUCCCAUGGAGGUUUGAUGACCAAAAGAAAGGAAACAUUCACAGUACAUUUUCAUACUCUUGAUUUGUGUUUAUCGCAUUGUUUUUUACGGUCAUUUGGGUACAGUAUGUCUACAGUAAUUAUACAGCAAUCACAUUUACAUACACCAUGAGUAUUCACAUUUCAUGUAUUUGUCCUCAGCUGCAUAUUGUUAAUAUAAAAGAGGAAUACAACUCUUUGGCGGAAGCUCUGAAAGACCCUGCAGGGGUUGGAGUUCUUGGAUUCUUUUAUGAGGUAUUUUUCAUCUUAAUUCUGUUAACUGAUUAUUAUGAGAUUAUCCGUGAGAUGUACAACUGUGCGAAUUUUAUUUGGGUUGUUAGGACAUAUAAUUGAUGAUACUUAUCGUAUAUUUUCAGGAAUCAGGAAGCUCCAACAAGAAAUAUGACGCCAUUGUAAAUGCUCUGAACACUAUUAAACAUCCCAGUAAGUUAUAUAAUCCUAUAAACAACAGCCAUUGUUAUGUAGCAUUUUAAAGGAUAGAUCCAGGUAGACAACACUCCAGGAUCGGGAUCAUAAAGGGAUAGGCCUAUGUGAAAGUGCCCAUAGUACAACUGCCAUGUUUGAAAGGUUUCAAAACUUUUAUUGUCACAUGUACAAGAUACAGCAGCUGUAAAACAGUACAGUGAAAUAUUAACUUGCAAGCUCUUUCCCAACAAUGCAAAAUAAAGGUAAUAUACAGUGCCUUCAGAAAGUAUUCACACCCCUUAACUUUUUCCAAAUUUUGUUGUGUUACAGCCUGAAUUUAAAAUGGAUUACAUUGAGAUUGUUUGUCACUGGCCUACACACGAUACCCCAUAAUGUCAAAGUGGAAUUAUGUUUUUAGAAAUGUGUACAAAUUAAUUAAAAAUGAAAAGCUUGUGUCAAUAAGUAUUCAACCCCUUUGUUAUGGCAAGCCUAAAUACGUUCAGGAGUAAUAAUUUGCUUAACAAGUCACAUAAUAAAUUGCAUGGACUCACUCUGUGUGCAAUAAUGAUAGACUACCUCGUCUCUGCACCCCACACAGUCGAGCAGUGAAUUUCAAACACAGAUUCAACCACAAAGACCAGGGAGGUUUUCCAAUGCCUCACAAAGAAUGGCACCUAUUGGUAGAUGUUUUUUUUUUUAAAAAGCAGACAUUGAAUAUCCCUUUGAGCAUGGUGAAGUUAUUAAUUACACUUUGGAUGGUGUAUCAAUACACCCAGUCACUAUAAAGAUACAGGCAUCCUUCCUUACUCAGUUGCCCAAGAGGAAGGAAACAGGGAUUUCACCAUUAGGCCAAUGGUGACUUUAAAACAGUUACAGAGUUUAAUGGAUCAACAACAUUGUAGUUAAUCCACAAUAUUAACCUAAUUGACAGAGUGAAUUGAAGGAAGCCUGUAGAGAAUAACAAUAUUCCAAAACAUGCAGCCUGUUUGCAACAAAAGCAUUAAAGUAAUACUGGAAAACAUUUGGCAAAGCAAUUCAGUUUUUGUCCAGAAUACAAAGUGUUAUGUUUGGCGAAAAUCCAAUACAUUACUGAGUAUCCCUCUCCAUAUUUUCAAGCAUAGUGAUGGCUGCAUCAUGUUAUGCGUAUGCUUUUAAUCGUUAAGGAUUUAGGAGUUUUUCAGGAUAAGAAAUAAACGGAAUGGAGCUAAGCACAGGGAAAAUCGUUGAGGAAAAUCUGGUUCAGUCUGCUUUCCACCAAACACUGGGAGAUUAAUUCAUCUUUCAGCAGGACAAUAACCUAAAACACAAGGCCAAAUCUACACUGGAGUUGCUUACCAAGAAGACAGUGAAUGUUCCUGAGUGGCCGAGUUACAGUUUUGACUUAAAUCUACUUGAAAAUCUAUGGCAAGACCUGAAAAUGGUUAUCUAGCAAUGAUCAACAACCAAUUUGACGUGGCUUGAAGAAUUUUGAAAUAAUAAUGGGCAAAUGUUGCACAAUCCGUUUGUUGAAAGCUCUUAGAGACUUACCCAGAAAGACUCACAGUUGUAAUCGCUGCCAAAGGUACUUCUACUAAGUAUUGGCUCAGGGGUUGUGAAUACUAUUUCAUUUUCAAUAAUGUACAAACAUUUCUAAAAACAUGUUUUCACUCUCAUUAUGGGGUAUUGUGUGUAAAAAAAAGAAGAAAAAAGUCAAGGGGUAUGAAUACUUUCUGAUGGCACUGUAGAUGAGAAGAAAAACAAAAAAAAGAGAAAGACGAGAAUGCAGUUAUAUACAGGUGCCAGUAGCAUUAAUACAAUGUGCAGGGGUACUGGAGUGAUUGAGGUAGGUAUGUACUUGUAAACAGGGGUAAAAGUGACUAGUAGCAGGAUAAAUAGCAAUGGUAAUAAUAAUUAUAAUAAUCAAUAUAGCAGCAGCGAACAGUAAUAGUAAUCACUAUGGCAGCUAUGUGGUGUGUGCAUGGUGAUGAGUGGGUGUGUGAGUGUCCAGAUGUAGGAUCUUAAUUGGAGCCAGUUUACUACAGUAGGAAAAUAAUCCUGCAGCAACAGGAAAUGUGAAUUAUUAUGUGGAUUAUAAUUAAUGGACAUUUUUGUAGGGGUUGAUACAUUUUUUGUAAGGGAAAAUUGUUAAGCUAUGGUUCAACCCAGCACUAAGAGAAACAAACACGACUAAGGGAGUGGAGGAAACACAAAUUAUUUUAAUAAAAGUUAAAUUUGUCUUAGUCCAAAAACAACUGAAGAAAAGGAACAGAGUGGGCUAGUCAGCUCCGGAGGAAGGAGAGGCUGAGGCAGGCAGGCAGGCAGGUUGGGAGGUAUGUCUGAACUGAAGACAAAACAAACGACAGGUUAAGGAGAGUAAAGAGCCAGGCUGAAGACAAAGACAAUUAAACUCUACUGGUGAGCCAAGUUACCGCUCUAGUAAGAACAACGAUCUGGCGCCGGUGGAGAGCCAUGCCCAUGAAUUAGUAGUGCAGGUUGAUGAGAGAAUAGGAUGCAGCUGCGUAGGCAGGAAUCACUGGAAACAACCCGCAGCUGCACAGAAGAGGCAGAUCCUGAGCACGCCCCCCGAUCCACUCCAGACACACCCACAUAAUGGGGACAAACACACAUACAGAUACAACAGACAAAGAGGGGACAAAACAAGGAAGAAGGGAAACAGAAAAGGGAGAGACAAGCUGCCCACAUAACAGUACCCCCCCCCCUCAAUGGUCGCCACCUGGCGACCCACCAGGCCUGUCAGGGUUGUCGUGAUGGAAGUCCGUGAUCAGCUAAGGAUCCAACACAAAACGCUUAGGGACCCAAGACCUCUCCUCUGGUCCAUAACCUUCCCAAUCGACUAGGUAUUGGAGACCCCUACCCCGCCUCCGAGAGUCCAGGAGCCUACUGACGGUGUAGGCCGGAUGGUCGUCAAUGAGGCGAACAGGUGGAGGUGGAUCUGCCGGCGGACACAAAAGGCUGGAGGACACAGGUUUCAGUUGGGAGACGUGGAAAGUAGGGUGUAUCUUCAUGGCUGAAGGCAACUUCAAACGAACCGCAGCGGGGUUAACGAUGGACUCCACCACAAACGGACCCAGGUACCGAGGAGACAGCUUGCGUGAUUUGGUACGAAGAGGUACGUUCUUAGAUGACAGCCAAACUUCUUGACCAGGAUGAAACACAGGUGCGGGAGUCCUGCUCCUAUCCGCUGUCGUCUUGUUCCUGUCAGUGGUCCGAAGCAACGCUUCCCGAGCGUCGCUCCACACUCUCUGGCAGCGGCGGAGGUUCUCCUGAACCGAAGGAACAGCCAAUUCCUUCUCCUGAGCAGGAAACAGAGGGGGUUGAUAACCCAUGGUUACUUCGAAGGGUGAAAGGCCGGUGGCAGAGGUGGUGAGGGAGUUGUGGGCGUACUCUAUCCAAGGCAGAUGUUUGGCCCAGGAUGAUGGAUGUUGAGCAGCCACACAACGAAGGGUUGCUUCGAGGUUUUGAUUGGCUCUUUCUGUUUGACCGUUGGUCUGGGGAUGAAACCCUGAGGACAGACUAACGGAAGCACCCAAAGCAGAACAGAACACCUUCCAAACACGGGAAGUAAACUGUGGGCCUCUAUCAGAUACGAUGUCCACAGGUAUUCCAUGGGGACGGAAUACAUGUUGGACUAGGAGGUCCGCUGUCUCACUGGCAGACGGUAAUUUUGGUAAUGCUAUAUAGUGAACAGAUUUAGAGAAUCUGUCCACAAUGGUAAGUAUAGUAUCAUUACCUUCAGACUUGGGUAGGCCGGUGACAAAAUCCAUGGCUAUGUGGGACCAGGGACGGCUGGGAACUGGGAGGGGUAGCAGCAGCCCCGAAGGGGACUGAUGGGAGGCUUUGCCCCGAGCACAGGUUGAACAGGCUGCCACAAAAGCCCGAACGUCAGUUUCCAUUGAAGGCCACCAAAAAUGUCUCCUAAGCAGCGUCAACGUGCGUCUCAUCCCAGGGUGACCAGCAAAACGGGAGGUGUGAAUCCACUGCAACACCUGAGACCGGACCGUCUCGGGAACAAAGAGUAGGUUGGGAGGUCCAUCACCCGGUCCCGGGUCCGUGGCAAGUGCAGUCUUCACAAGAGACUCGAUCUCCCACUGUACUGCCGCCACAACGCAUGAGGAAGGUAGGACUGCCUCAGGCUCGCUGGUCUCCGAAGGGUCAGCAAACUGGCGGGACAAAGCAUCUGGUUUAACAUUUCUUGACCCCGGUCUGUAUGUAAGAAUAAAGUUAAACCUACUAAAAAACAGGGCCCAUCUGGCUUGGCGUGAGUUGAGUCUCUUAGUGGCUUGGAUGUAAGCCAAGUUUUUGUGGUCUGUCCAGACCACAAACGGCAGUUCAGCUCCAUCCAGCCAGUGCCGCCAUUCUUCCAGUGCUAGCUUGACCGCCAGCAGUUCCCGGUUUCCAACGUCGUAAUUCCGUUCUGUGGGUGACAAUUUCUUGGAGAAAAAAGCACAGGGGUGAAGCCUUUGGUCAGUGGGGGAGCGCUGGGAGAGGACUGCUCCCACACCUGAGUCAGACGCGUCCACCUCCACAAUAAACUGCAGAGAGGUAUUGGGGUGUAUCAACACGGGGGAGGUGGAAAACAGUUCCUUCAAAACCCCUACCGCCUGCUCCGCCUCAGGGGACCACAGAAAAGGGACCUUAGGGGAUGUGAGUCUAGUAAGGGGUGCCACCACUUUACUAAAACCCUUAAUGAAUCUUCGGUAGAAGUUAGCAAAGCCCAAAAAUCGUUGAAGUUGCUUACGGGUGGUGGGUGUGGGCCAUUCCGUCACUGCCCGGAUCUUCUCGGGGUCCGCCUUCACCUGCCCGCUCUCAAUGAUGAAACCAAGGAACGAUGUAGACUGUUUGUGGAACUCACACUUUUCUGCUUUGACGUACAGCUUAUUCUCCAAGAGCCGUUGAAGGACGUGUGACUCAUGCUCCUCGGGUGACUUGGAAAAAACAAGAAUAUCAUCCAGGUAUACAAAGACAAAACGGUUCAAAAAAUCCCUAAGAACAUCGUUCACCAUGGCUUGGAAUACAGCAGGGGCGUUUGAGAGCCCAAAGGGCAUGACCAAAUACUCAAAAUGCCCCAGUGGAGUGUUGAAAGCGGUUUUCCACUCAUCUCCCUUUCGGAUUCUGACAAGGUGAUAAGCGUUCCUGAGGUCGAGCUUGGAGAAAACUGUGGCGCCAUGCAGAGGUUCAAAAGCUGAGUUGAUGAGUGGAAGGGGAUACUUGUUUUUAACAGUUAUGUUGUUUAAACCCCUGAAAUCGAUACAGGGGCGUAACGACUUGUCUUUCUUUUCAACGAAAAAGAAACCUGCACCCAAAGGAGACGACAAGGGACGGAAAAUGCCCGAGGCCAGAGAAUCAACAAUAUACUGCUCCAUUGCCUCUCUCCGGUCGGGACAGAUUGUAUAAGCGACUAGAGGGCAAGGGAGCACCAGGAAGCAGUUCAAUAGGGCAAUCAUAAGGCAUAUGUGGUGGUAGAGACAGAGCCUUGUCCUUACUGAAAACCUCCGCUAAGUCAUGGUAUUCUUUGGGAACAGAUGACAGAUCGAGAGGAGCUGAGGGAUGAGUUGGGUUACACUUAGUGGGGGGAACCGCUGACCUAAGGCACUCUGAAUGGCAGUUAGUGCUCCAACUGAGAAUGGUGUGACGUGUCCAAUCAAUUUGUGGGUUGUGAAGAGCCAACCAGGGGAAGCCAAGGAUUAGGGAGGUAGCUGAGCCAGACAUAACUCUUAACUGAAUGCUUUCACAAUGAUUGCCAGAAAUCACUAGGGAAACGGGGGUGGUUUGAUGAGUUAUCUCCGCGAGGAGGCGCCCAUCAAGGGCUGUGACCCGAAUGGGGGUAGGUAGUGGCUCCAUGGGGAUACGAGCUUGUGUAACGAACUGGUGGCUAAUAAAGUUGUCUUCUGCACCUGAGUCUAUGAGAGCUGAGAGUGGCAGGGAAUGACUCUGGAAACGUAAGGUUACAGGUACUUGUAAUCGGGGAAUGAUGGGUUCAGGAUCUAACUCUGGGCUCGCAAGUAGACCCACCGUUACGAGCGAGCCUUGUCUUUUGGUCGCUUAGGGCAUGUAGCCAGAAUGUGUGUGGCGUCUCCACAGUACAGGCACUCACCCGCCUGGAGGCGCCGUUGCCGCUCUGCUGGAGGUAGUCGAGCUCGACCCACUUGCAUUGGUUCCUCCUCCGUGCUCGGGAUGGGAUCAGGAACAAGAAGCUGCCGGCUCCGGGGAGGCGAGACUCGAGUGGUUGAAGGCUGGGGAACUCGUCCUCCUAGAUGUGGCCGACCGCCUCUCUCCCGACGCCUCUCCCGCAACCGGUUGUCUAGCUUAAUAGACAGGGAAACAAGAGAAUGUAAAUCAUGUGGCUCGUCACGAGCAGCCAGUUCAUCCUUAAUGGCUUCAUUCAAACCGUUUAGAAAUGCUCCUUGAAGUGCCACAUUGUUCCACUUGGAGUCCGCUGCCAAAGUCCAGAACUCAAUAGAGUACUCAGCCACACUGUUAGAACCCUGCCUCAAAUUAAAAAGUAUCUUGGAGGAAUUACCCACAUGGUCAGGAUGGUCAAAAACAGUCUUCAAUUUAGCAGAAAAAUCAGCAAAAGUCAAUCCAGUCAAAGUUUGAUUUGAGCACACAGCCUCAGCCCAAACCAGAGCUCUCCCUCUUAACAGCCCCAGAACAUAAUGUACCUUAGAGGAAUCAGUAGAACACGUUUGCCCCAGUAGAACACGUUUGCCCCGUGCUGUUUCUCUGUUGGGUCCAUGGCCAGAUCGUUCUGUUAAGCUAUGGUUCAACCCAGCACUCAGAGAAACAAACACGACUAAGGGAGUGGAGGAAACAAAAAUUAUUUUAAUAAAAGUUCAAUUUGUCUUAGUCCAAAAACAACUGAAGAAAAGGAACAGAGUGGGCUAGUCGGCUCCGGAGGAAGGAGAGGCUGAGGCAGGAAGGCAGGCAGGCAGGCCGGCAGGCAGGCAGGUUGGGAGGUAUGUCUGAACUGAAGACAAAACAAACGACAGGUUAAGGAGAGUAAAGAGCCAGGCUGAAGACAAAGACAAUUAAACUCUACUGGUGAGCCAAGUUACCGCUCUAGUAAGAACAACGAUCUGGCGCCGGUGGAGAGCCAUGCCCAUGAAUUAGUAGUGCAGGUUGAUGAGAGAAUAGGAUGCAGCUGCGUAGGCAGGAAUCACUGGAAACAACUCGCAGCUGCACAGGAGAGGCAGAUCCUGAGCACGCCCCCCGAUCCACUCCAGACACACCCACAUAAUGGGGACAAACACACAUACAGAUACAACAGACAAAGAGGGGACAAAACAAGGAAGAAGGGAAACAGAAAAGGGAGAGACAAGCUGCCCACAUAACAAAAAUAAAGUCUGAAAUUUCAAAGUGGAAAUGUGAGAGUUUCCUUUGGCGAGGGCGGAGACCAAUUUCUAACAUGUAUGGACCACUGAGGUAUAAAAUAACCAAUAACUUAAUCACGCAGCUGACCAAUUUACGCAAUAUUUUAGUUCUGGGUUAACCGAGAUUACACUGCUCGAAGAAGUGACUGGCUGCAAUCAUUAUUUUACUCAGCAUAAAGUAUGUCUGAAGUUACAUAUCACACAAUUACAACAGUGUGUCUGUUUUGGAAUAAAAUUGUCAAUAUAUUCUCUUAAACAUCCACUGUAUUGUGUGCUUAUUGUUCAACCAUUGAUAUGUUCUAGUGGCCAUUUUGAGACCUUAAGGAGCAUCAGGUAACAGAAACGAAAACCGAAAAAUAACAAAAUGUUCAGAGGAACGGAAACAGAACCAGGAACGAAAGUGAUCUUUAGUGUUCCGGAACAGAACCGUUUAUUUCAAAUCUUGAGAACCAGUUAAUAACGUUCUUUUUAGUUCCAAAAAUAUUCCUAAUGUCUAGUAUAUAAUUCUGUAAUUUUGUGAAGUUAUAAUGCUAGUAUAGCGUAAACAUGUUCCAAUUCACGUCAUGUCAUGAUGUUCAGCGCUUCAAGCCAAGCAGCAUUUGGCUCUCCCCCCAUCUGUGAAAUUUCAGUCGCAUCUUGCGCCUGCACUUAUCUGACCAAUCAAACAUGUAAACAACUCUUACCUGUUCCACAGCAAGCUGCUCUAGUAAAUUAAUUAGCUAAAUCUAAAAAUGAUGUUGAUUUCACAGUUUAAAAAAGGAACGAAAAGGAACUAUAUGAACCGUUCCUUUUUUUUGGUUCGAACCGCUUCAGAACUUUAUUUUCUGGUCAGAACACUGGAACUCAAAACAUUUAUAAAGUAUUUUUAAGGUAUAAGUAUCCCACACUUUAGAUGAGUCCACACAAAAAUACUUAACUAAUGACUAGUAAAUGGUUUAUAAGGACCUACUGUAUAUUAAACAUCUUAGAAAUUAUCUUCUGAAUCAUUAUUAAAUAGGUUACGAACAUUUACAAAUGUGGGAGUAAUGAUGAAUAAAUGAUGAAUAAACUAUUUACUAAUCCAUUACAAAUGCUUUAUUACAUGGAGUUAUUAUAAAGUGCUACCAAAGUUUAAAAUGUCCUGCAUUGCAGGAAAGUUCUCCUGCAGCAAGGUGAUCAAAUUAAGAUCCUACAUCUGUAUGUGUGUGGCAUCAGUACUGAGUGUGUGAGCGUGGGUGCAUGAGUGUGUGUCGUUGUGAGUAUGUGUGAAUGAGAAGAGUGUCAGUGUAGGUGUGUGUGCCUGAGUGGUAGAGACCUGUGGUUGAGCAUAGAGACAGAGCAGGUAGUCAGUGCGAAAAGUCUGGAAAAGAGGGAGGGCAGGGGUAGUUAACUAUUCAACAGUCUUAUGGCCUGGGGAAAGAAGCUGUCUCAGAGCCUGUUGGUACGAGACCCGGUGCUCCGGUACCGCCUAUCAGACGGGAGCAGGGAGGACAGUCCAUGGCUCGGGUGGCUGGAGUCUUUGGCAAUUUUUCGGGCCUUUCUCAGACACCUCCUGGCAAUAAAAACUGUAUAUUUAUUUUCCAUUGUCUUUAUUGUGUCCACCUUUAGGCUCCAACACUACCCUUAGUGAUGUGUCCCUGGACAUGCUCAUCCCCUCUCAGAGUAAUAUGACCAGCUACUUCCGCUACCAGGGCUCUCUCACCACACCCGCCUGUGCAGAAGCUGUCGUCUGGACGAUGUUUGAAAAUACAAUUCCUCUCAGCAGGCAACAGGUGCUUUACAGAAUCACCUUUGACAUUAUACUGUACCUCAUCUAUGUCACCUUUAUACCUGACAGUAUACCUGUACAAUCAUACAAUUACCUGCUGUCAGGAAAUGUGCUAGAAUUGUAGGAAGAAUUGUAGGGGCCUUGCUUAGACCUUGUGGGGGGCCAGCGAAACUGUUGUGAGCCACUGUUCUAACAUGUUUUAAUCUUUGUGUCUUACAGCUUGCUGCAUUUUCUCAGCUUCAGUUUGAUGAUGGAAAGCCUAUGGUGGGAACCCAUCGCCCAGUCCAGCUGUUGAAUGGUCGCCAGGUGUAUCGCUCUGGAAGUCAAGUUGUCUUAGUCAGCACUCUGCUACUCAUCACCUCUGUGAUAUCAGCCAUUGGACUCCCACUGCCCAACUAAAUACCAGGACCUUUGGAUUUGGGGAUCAGUGAGUUAGAGAGUGCCCACUAUUGUCAAAAUCUCUAAUGCUUGCAUUUCGCUUUGCUAUGCAGUUGUUCUCUUUCAAGUUCACUUUACUUGCCAAAUUAUAGUUGAUACAGUUUAUUCAAGGGGGUAAUGUGUUUAAGGACACAGCAUAAAUAAUGCACAUUUUAUCUAUUUUUUGUUAUGUAUUGAAAUAAUACUUGAGAGGGCAUUGAGCCAAACAUUGUUAUUACCCUCUUAUUGCCUUUUUUUUCACAUCAUUAUUGUUCAUAUUAAAUUCACCUCAUAAACGUCCUAUUGUUAUUGAACGGUCUAUGUCAUUUUGUGACCUGUACUUUCCACAGAACCAGCAACACAACUGGUG
Messenger RNA from Coregonus sp. 'balchen', 10961 nucleotides. The record is from the annotation of a GenBank genome assembly. Lineage: Eukaryota; Metazoa; Chordata; Actinopteri; Salmoniformes; Salmonidae.